Spinacia oleracea (spinach) is the source of this 1309-nucleotide messenger RNA. Its product is annotated as 18S rRNA (guanine-N(7))-methyltransferase RID2. Gene Ontology annotation, biological process: rRNA (guanine-N7)-methylation. Gene Ontology annotation, molecular function: rRNA (guanine) methyltransferase activity. NCBI's taxonomy places the organism in Eukaryota, Viridiplantae, Streptophyta, Magnoliopsida, Caryophyllales, Amaranthaceae. The transcript has 9 exons. The record is from RefSeq and is a predicted model, not a curated record. The coding region runs from base 122 to 997 and encodes 291 amino acids. Gene Ontology annotation, cellular component: nucleolus.
UAAUUAUUUUUUUCUAAUACGACAUUGCUUUGGAGAAGGAAGACAAAAACCCAAAACCCCUCUUUCGUUCCGAAGUUCCAAGUUCCCCCCUUUCUCUCUCGUCAACUCCUCCCACACAGUCAUGGCGGCGCGGCCGGAGCUUCAGGCACCGCCGGAGAUAUUUUACGACCAAUCAGAAGCUCGGAAAUACACUUCUUCUUCUCGAAUCAUCGACAUUCAGGCAAAGCUUUCUGAAAGAGCAUUAGAGUUACUUGCCUUGCCUGAUGAUGGAGUCCCCAGAUUGCUCCUUGACAUUGGCUGUGGAUCAGGGCUGAGUGGAGAGACACUGUCCGAGAAUGGGCAUCAGUGGAUUGGUUUAGAUAUAUCAGAGGCAAUGCUUGAUGUUGCAGUGGAGCGGGAGGUCGAGGGUGAUCUUUUACUUGCAGACAUGGGUCAGGGGCUAGGUUUUCGUGCUGGAGUUAUUGACGGUGCAAUUAGUAUUUCAGCCGUCCAGUGGUUAUGCAAUGCUGAUAAGUCCUCACACGAGCCUCGUUUGAGACUGAAAGCGUUCUUUGGAUCUUUGUAUAGAUCCCUUGCUAGAGGAGCUAGAGCAGUUCUUCAAGUGUAUCCCCAAAAUGUAGCUCAGCGUGAGCUGAUCCUAGGUUCCGCUAUGCGUGCUGGAUUUGCUGGCGGAGUAGUGGUUGAUUAUCCCCAUAGUUCAAAAAGUCGAAAAGAAUACCUUGUUCUCACUUGUGGUCCACCAUCCUUAAAUGCUGCUGUUCCAAAUGCUAAAGGAGAAGAUGGUAUGAGUUGCUCAGAAGAUGAUAGUAGUGGAGAUGAAGAAAAUCAAACGGUUACAAUUUCAGACAGGAAUAGACCCAGAAAGAAGCGGAAGCUGGACAAGAAGAGCAAAGGAAAGGAUUGGGUUCUUCGGAAAAAAGAACAGUUGAGAAGAAAGGGUAGCUCGGUGCCUGCAGAUACAAAAUACACUGCUCGUAAACGCAAGUCUCGUUUUUGAGCUUCUAUCUUCCCAUGUCUGAGCAUAAUUUUGAGGUUUCUGGUGUAUUUUUAAUGUAUUUUAUUUUGUUUGGUAGAAAUUAAAUUAUGGAAGAAAAGAACAGCAAUGAAGGAACAUUAUUUAGGAUCGUAAACCAUAUAUUUUUUCUACAAUGAGACUUCAGAUUAUUUGCAAUGUUCACUGCCAUGACUUUGUAUCAAAUGUAGAACAAUGAAAGCUUUGUAUGUCAUUUCACUGAAGUCAUGGGAUUGAAUCCCAGUAGAGGCAUUUAAUUAUUUGCAAAUUUAUAAAAUUUAAUCUAUGUUUAAUUGA